This is a messenger RNA of Hemicordylus capensis (graceful crag lizard), 4720 nucleotides long. RefSeq names its product Ras association domain family member 5 (gene RASSF5). The record is from RefSeq and is a predicted model, not a curated record. NCBI's taxonomy places the organism in Eukaryota, Metazoa, Chordata, Lepidosauria, Squamata, Cordylidae. Bases 150 to 1703 code for a protein of 517 amino acids. Gene Ontology annotation, biological process: signal transduction. The transcript is spliced from 6 exons. Gene Ontology annotation, cellular component: nucleus.
UCUGCCUCGCUCCCUCCUGUGAGCCGCCUCCUCGCUCCACCCACCCUCUCCCUCCUUCCCAGGCCCUCUGCAGGUCCCUCUGAAGCGCGCCUGCGCUGCCGGCCAGCCUCCGGCAGGUUGGACUCGCUCGGGCCGUCUGCCCGCUCGCCAUGGCCAUGGCUUCUCCAGCGAUCGGACAACAGUACCCUUACCCGCUGCUGCUGGAUAAGGAGCAGCAGCUCUUCCUCCAGAGCCUCAGCGCCAACGAGAGGAAGAAGAUCCUCAAGCGCUCCGCUUCCAAUGACAUGAAACAGCAGCCCAGGCGGAGGCAACCGCAAGAGCCGCAGCAGCCGCCCCACGCCGCGGGGGCCAUGUCCCAUUGGGGCUCGGAGGAGGGCUGCAGCAGCGGGCCAGAGGAGGACGACCUCCUCGCGGGGAAGGCUGGGGCUCGGCAAGAGCGCGGUGCAGAGCGACUCCCGGCGAGCGCUCCUGGAGCUCCGCACCCUGCUGCUGCGUGCGGGAGGCACCGCGGAAGCGCAGCGGCGUUGGAGCGCCCGGUGCCCGCCGCUGGGCAAGCAGAGGCACAGCAAACGGCGGACAUUCUUGGAGCCCCGAUCCUGCCAGGAGAGGAGGCGGCGGCGGCGGCGGUCCUGGCGAACUUAACUCCCCGGGAGCCUACCGCAUCACCUGGCCCCGCGGCCAAGCCCCUCCGCUCCGGCUUGCCGCAUCACCAGCGGCUGCGGCUAAGAUCCGGGGCGCCUCGGCUGCUGCCCGACGUGCGCACCAUCUUUGAGCAGCCGCGGGAUCCCCGAGUGCGCGAAGAGAAGGGCGAGGGGCACCGCUUCAUAGCCUUUGCCCUUUGGAGGGGCUGGUGCGAUCUGUGCGGGGAGGCCGUGCAACAGCGGGCACUGCGCUGUGCCAACUGCAAGUACACCUGCCAUCAGGAAUGCAGAAGCCUCAUCCAGCUGGACUGCAGCCAGCAGGAAGGACCAAGCUGCAACAAACCUUCACCAGAAAAUACCUUAACGCAAAACUAUAGCCAGAAUGUAACUAAAGCAGUAGAAGAAGAAAAACCAAAAGCUCCCACCAUCCAAGAGCUGAAGCAGAAGAUUGACAGUUACAACUCAAAAGUCAACAACUGCUUGUUGAUGAAGCUGAAUGAUGAUGGCACUUACACAGGCUUCAUUAAAGUGCACCUGAAACUGCGCCGGCCUGUGACAGUCCCAACAGGGAUCAGGCCACAGUCUAUGUAUGAUGUCCUCAAAGAGGUCAACUUAGCCAACAUGACCGAAAAGAGAACAUCUUUCUACCUGCCUCUGGAUGCCAUCAAGCAGCUGCACAUCAGCAGCACAACCACUGUGAGUGAGGUGAUCCAGGGACUUCUGAAGAAAUUUAUGGUGGUGGACAACCCACAGAAAUUUGCACUUUUCAAGCAGAUGCAGAAAGAUGGUCAAGUUCUUUCCCAGAAGCUCUCGGUAACAGAGUACCCUUUGUACCUCCGGCUGCUAGCAGGUCCCGACACAGACAUUCUCAGUUUUGUGUUGAAAGAAAAUGAAACAGGGGAAGUUGAGUGGGAUGACUUCUCUAUUCCAGAGCUGCAGAACUUCCUUGUAAUACUACAGAGGGAAGAAAAGGAUAAAAUCCAGCAAGUGCAGAAAAAGUAUGACAGAUUUAAACAAAGACUGCAGGAGGCCUUGAAAGAAGCAAAUGAGAAGCCUGGAUAACCAAACUUGGAAGCAUGGCUAGUGAUAAACUAUACAAAUAUAUAUAUACAUAUAUAUAUCUAAUUAUUUAAAAAAAAUUUAAAAAGACUUUUUCUCAGGACACUUUUUUGAUUGGUUGCUGUCUAAGGUGUGAUCAGAACUGAUAACUAUUGAUGUUUCAAUCUGCUGGCCCUCAAGAAACCAAAAAUGAAUGCUGCUUCUCCUUCCACCAUGGUCAUACUGAACGGCACAGCCAGGAAACUUUGCAGCGAGUGCUGAAUGGCCAAGGAACUGGGUUGCUUCUAGUAUAAAUGCCAAGGGCCAGACUCUAACCACUCUCUUCCUUCUCCUGCCAUCCAGAUACCUCACCUGCUGGAUUGGUGUAAGUGUGGCAGAAGUGUCGUGAAUGUGCUCUCUGUAAUCAUGUUAUGUGUACUGUGGAAAGCACCACAUCUGCGAGUGGAAGGUUAUUGUUCGGGGGGCGGGGGGGGGGAGACACUGAAGAGAAUGCCAAACAGAUAGUUGCACAAGAUGAAGAGACUCAACUAACCCGAUGCCAAGAAGGCUGUAGCACUACAGCAGGUCUUGAUGAGCUUUAGUGCUUUGGCCUUGAUCAAGUGUUUGUAUUUUCUCAGGGGGGAAAGGUCAGGUUUUCUUUUUAGCAACUUCGGACAGUUGUGUCCUUGGUGUCGCCCCCAGCCUAACAGUUUAAGCUUAGCCUUGCUAUUGCUGACAUGGUUUCCUUUUAUCCAGUAGGAAGAACCAGCUGAGUUUGUUACUUGCCUCUUAAUGCUAGAUGUUGAAAUUUGUUAUCUAUUCGUCAGGAAUUGUAUGUCAAGCCCGUGAACAGUAGGCUGAGGUACCCUUCAGAUGUAGGCAUAGCUGCUGCAUGGGUCCCAUAAGGGGAUCUUAUGGGGCUGGGCCUAAACCUUAACAGUGCAACCACAAGGGGAGAAUCGGUGGGGAAAUCCCACACCACUGACCCAACCCACAUGGCUGCAUCAUACAGCCUUUGGUGGCAAGGGAAGCUCUCACAGAAAAAUGGUUCCCAUGCAGCUGUGGCAAUGUAUGAAAGGUGUGGCCUUUCCAGGAAAGUGGGUACAGCUCGCUGGCUCUGACUCUAGGAUAUGAGGCAGUCUCUCCCCCCAACGUAUCCAUAACCUGGUGGCAUGGUGAGACAAAGGAAUUGUUUUUUCCCCUCUCCCCAGCACACACACACACCCCGCAUGUUUUUCAAUGGAAGUCUGAUUUAAAUGCAAUUUAAGGCAUUUUCCCUAGUUGUAUACACACAGCCUUUUGAAUUGAAGCGAUUAUGGUGGACAUACGCAGCUUACGGCCUCUGCGGUGGUCUGCCCUGAGGCUGCUGUAGACUUCAAAGCCAGCCCCGAUGCUGUUAUGAGGAGCAGUCACAGAAGCUGCAUUUCUGGAAGUUUCCCCAUUGCCAUAUAUGGGAAAGCCUCUGGAAAUGCAGCUGCUGCAGUCACUGCUUCAGAACAGUGCUGGAGCUGCCUUUUGAAGUCCACAGCAAAUGUGGGGGCAGAUCUUUAUGGAGGUAGUAGGCUCAUGCCAACUACUGGCUUCACUUGAGAUUUGAACAGAUUAAACUGAAGAUCACUUUUACUCCCAUGUAGUAACUAUGUAGUUCAUAUUCAGACCUUGAACUGUGUAGAGGCAAAGUCCAGCCCCUGUAAAGAACAGCCAUCAGAAGAACCAGGCCUGCCUGCACAAUGCCUUUGUAGAUUCCCUCAAGCAGAACUGCCUUUGGGCAAGCCAGGGAUUAGUUCCCUUCCCUGCAGUAGAGGGACAGCAAAAGCUUACCUUGGAGCAUAAAUUAGUAGGUGCUCACCUCCGCUCUGGCCUCACUUGCAAGCUGCUACGGGCAGCAGCGUGCCGCCCCCCACUCCCUGCGGAGGGCGGAUCAGCUCUGCCACUCAACUUCCCGCCAGUGGGGGAUUGGCUCCGCGGAAGCCAGGUGAGUGGCAGAGCCGAUCCCCCGCUAUACAGAGAGUGGGGUGGCACACUGCUGCUUGGAGCAACUUGCAGGAGUGGCUGGAGCGGAGGCACCCAUUUAUGCCUCAAGGCGCCUCUCGCCACUCCCCCCUGGUGGCACCUGUGCCAGCCGCUAUUCCCUGGGAGAACAAGGUCUGUGCAGGUUGUACCCUGUCAAUGAAAGGACUGAGGUGAACUAUCAGCACAAGGCAGGCAGGGGGAAAGUAGGGAGCAUAGAACAGAGAAGCACAUGCAACUGCUGGACCCAGAGAACAGAGCACUCAAAGCCUUCCUAAACACGGGAGAAACGGUGGGCCUAGCAAAGUGAGGAAGGCUCCCAGGAGUUCCUCCACUUGUGGCACCAUCAAGAGAGAGAACGGAAGGCAGUUUCUGUCAGUCACGACCUCCUUCUCCCUAGGAUGGAUCCUCCUUUUUGUUGCCUUUGACCAGCUUUUCAGUUACUGGCACCUCUCCUGCUCCUGCUCCCCACCCCCCUACUCCCACCCCUGGCAUGUCUUGGAACAUUUUUAUAGAAGGCAUGGCUUCUUAUGCAAUUUAUGUGAAUGCUGCUGACUAAGCCUCCUAAAAAUUGAGAGGAGGGUGUGUUUUUUUGUUUUUAAAGAUUAUAUAGCUAAGGGGCAUUAAUGGGGAAAAAUAGGUCAGAUAGUGAGAGAAAACGGAGUCACUUGAUCUGGCAGAGCAGAAGCCUUAGAUACGAGUUAGCCUAGGCCCCACCUUAAGCGCAGACUACUGCUGGCAGUGCCUUUGUUAGUCUAUUGUGUUGCCUGCAUAUGUAUGUGUGUAACUUUUUCUUUUUAAUGGUUGACUGUAAACAUGUAAAAUCUGUAUAGAAUGGAGUUAGUGAAAGCUUAUGUGGUAAAGUAAAUACAUUUUUGCAAUGCUGUAAUUUAUUUUUACUACUCUUUCAACCCUAUGGCAUUUUAAAAUGUCACCUUUCCGCUUUUUUUUUAAAGCUCCUAAACAAUUUGUUCAUGCAAUACAAACUGUGUAAGAAGCUAUUAAAAAUAAAACAGUCCCUGACAAAACUG